CGAUUAGCUGCCUGCGUACCUACAUAUACAUAAUUUACACAUACAUGAGGUAGCCACGGCCUCGACCUAUGGAAUACCUAACUGCAGGCGCCUUUACUUUUAUGACGUUAGGUAACUGGCUUGAGGAAGUACCAAACUGAUACUGAACUUUUGCCUACCUCAUCCUCGAUUCCUCAUCCUCAUCCUCAUCCUUAUCCAUACUACAAUACUCUACCUUACCAUCCUUACUACAUACUAGUAACUACAUACACGUAUUUCCAGAAUCCCCGAAUAUUUGUACCUGGCGUUACUUAGACGUAGUUGGUUUCUUUGAUAUUGAAUCUCAGCCAACAAUAUUAUUGCUACCUACCCACCUAAGAGAAGAAGGGGAGACAGGCAACCAUGGCGAAUCCGAUAACACCAGUUACCAUCCAAGGGCGGUACUUUUGGAAAGGUAACAUGCGGUUCAUUAUAAGCGGCGUCGUAUACAGGAGCUAUGGGCUCAGCGCGGAUAUGCUGGCCGACGACCGCAUAGAGGACCUUGAACAUGCUAUUCCACUAUUAAGGGAACUCGGUAUUAACACGUUACUCAUUAGUUAUAUCGAUGUAACCAAAAGCCAUAAAGCUUGCAUGAACUUAUUAGCUGAGCAUGAGAUAUAUGUCCUGGUUUCUAUCAAAUCAGUUUUCCCCGUCUUUAAUCAUAAUGCGACCAUGAUGUCGUACACAUCAAAGUCCAUGCAACGCUUCUUCCGGGCCGUUGAACAUCUAGCGAGCUACCCAAACCUACUGGGGUUCACCAUCCCCAACAGCUCGAUUAAAGAUCUAGCACCAGCAAUUGCUGGCCCUAUGGUCCGCGCCAUAGUGCGUGAUAUUAGGCGGUAUCUUGGCCUUCUCGCCGUCAAGAAACAUCAAAGGGUCGUUCCAGUCGGCCUAGUCGCGUUAGACAUAGGCCUCCCGCUAAGAGAUCAAUUCGAGUACUGGUGUUCGGGAGAUGACAACGAAACAGUUGAUUUCUUCAUCUUUGACUUCAACCACCCUGGUCCCAAAAAGACGACGCAGGCAUCGAGAGAUCCAGGGGCACUCGAGAUAUUCUUUAACACCCAUAUACCAGUAUCAAUCCUAUAUAGCGAUAUGCAUUUUAUGCCGCGUCAGUUCCCCGAGACCCGCACGAUUUACUUGGACCCGGACAUGAGACGCGUAUUCUCGGGUGGUAUCGUGUUCCAGUUCUUCGACGGAUCACACAACAACGGCCUCGUGCGGCGGCUGACUGAAGCAAAGGACGGCGGACUAUAUUACGAAAAGUCGAUAGAUUACCGGAACCUGCGCGAUAUCUUGCACGUGGCUUUUGUACCGAUGCCAGCUUCAUUAAUAGCUCGCUCCCGGUUCGUUGAAGAGGCUGCCAUGUCGGGAACGAAGCCUAAACAGCCUGACCCCAAUCAGAAUGUGCUAGCAAUAGGGCAGGUGCCUGCUAGCCCGGUGAACUGGACAGAGGUCGAGGCACAGAUUAUUGACGACAGCGAGUGGGUCGACGCGGGUAAAGAGUGGCUGGACCUAACUGUUGAAGAUCUCACAGCCUCGAUAUGGGAUAAGUUAAAUAUCGAUUAAGCAUAUCCCUAGAUAAACGAUUACGCUCUGAAGAUUGAGUUAGGGACGUUCUGGAGUAUAGCGUUUUAUCAGCGCUGGUUUUAUGUAAAGUAGUAUAUCUUAACUGUAGCGUUUUGAAGAUAGCAAAUCUAAAUCA
This is a messenger RNA of Daldinia decipiens, 1720 nucleotides long. Its product is annotated as glycoside hydrolase family 72 protein. The transcript has 5 exons. The record is from RefSeq and is a predicted model, not a curated record. Gene Ontology annotation, molecular function: 1,3-beta-glucanosyltransferase activity. Gene Ontology annotation, biological process: fungal-type cell wall (1->3)-beta-D-glucan biosynthetic process. NCBI's taxonomy places the organism in Eukaryota, Fungi, Ascomycota, Sordariomycetes, Xylariales, Hypoxylaceae. Bases 382 to 1584 code for a protein of 400 amino acids. Gene Ontology annotation, cellular component: cytoplasm; fungal-type cell wall.